GCGGCGGCUCCGGCCGCCGGCGAGCCCAGGGCCGACUUCCAGAUCUUCGAGGACAAGGUGGUGCGCGACCGCACGGUGCUGUCCCGGCUGCGGCACUUCACCGAGUACCGCAUCGACAUCCACGCCUGCAACCACGCCGCCCACACCGUGGGCUGCAGCGCGGCCACCUUCGUCUUCGCCAGGACCAUGCCCGAGCUGCAAGCCGAUAACAUUCCCGGCAACAUCACGUGGGAGCCGGCCAGCAAGAACAGCGUCCUGCUGCGCUGGGAAGAGCCCAGGAACCCCAACGGGCUCAUCCUCAAGUACGAGAUCAAGUACAGCCGCGAGAGCGAGGUCCGGCUCCUCGGCGUCGUGUCCCAGGGCCAGCCGGCCUUGGUCAUCAUGGAGCUGAUGACACGCGGGGACUUGAAGAGCUACCUGCGCUCGCUCAGGCCUGACGCCGAGAACAACCCCGGGCUGCCGCCGCCGGCGGGCGAGAUCGCCGACGGCAUGGCCUACCUGCACGCCAACAAGUUCGUGCACCGCGACCUCGCCGCCCGCAACUGCAUGGUCUCCGAGGACUUCACCGUCAAGAUCGGAGAUUUUGGCAUGACCCGGGACAUCUAUGAGACGGAUUAUUACCGCAAAGGCGGCAAGGGGCUGCUGCCCGUGCGCUGGAUGUCCCCCGAGGCGCUCAAGGACGGCAUCUUCAACACGCACUCGGACGUCUG
Molecule: messenger RNA, 710 nt
Organism: Tinamus guttatus (white-throated tinamou)
Lineage: Eukaryota; Metazoa; Chordata; Aves; Tinamiformes; Tinamidae
Source: RefSeq, a predicted model, not a curated record